CUGGAGGCACAGGGAAACAGGUGAGGCUGUAUGGAGGCUUCACUGAGAAAGAACCAGGCAAACCCUCAUCUCCCGAGCCUCAGAAUCUCCCCAGGAACCUCAGUGCACCCAGGGGACCUGGGGAAUUCAUUCUCCCAUCACUGGGCUGCAGCUGCCUGUGGUCUCAAAGGACGAGGGAAAAUGUUGUUUGCAUCAUCACUGAGCAAUUAAUGGUAAAAACCAUCAAUGGGAGAUUUAAUGACAAUCAAAGAAAAAUUGACUGUGUUGAAAUUCUUCAGUUUAAUGGAUCCUUUCUUGAUUAGUACCAUGUGGGAGUAAUCUAAACUCUUUCUUUACUUGCUUUAGAGUAAACAACAUUAAUGCAUGUAUCAGGUGACAGUAAAACAAGGCAGGAGGCAUUGUGGUACUGCACUGAUUCAGUAGGAAAUGCUCAAUAUGUUAACACUAAACACUUUAGGUUUGCUAAGCAGUGAUAAAAUGAUGGUUAUUCUCUUCACACGAUCACAGAGCAAUGGAGUCCCUUUUACCAAAAUUUUUCUUCUCCCUGUAGGUUUCCCCCUGCCAAGUUCUCAGUUGAGGUAAGAUUCUGACCUGACAGUUCUUCAGAUGGGACCCAGGUGCCUCUCCACGUGCUGUUGAGAUCAUUGCUGGUACCCAGAGCAUCCCUGCAUCCUGCACUGCACCCCCACACCUGCAGCACCACACCUGCACCUCUCCGAGCAACCAGGCUGGCCUCAUCCACCUCCUUCCCCUCAGACACAGUCAUCACAAAAUUGCCUGCUGCUAAUGAAGCAGGCUGGCAAUUAACUGCUGCCAGCAGAGCUUUGGCAUCACUCUGAGCAUGUGUCUGAGCUGCUGUAAGCAGGGAAGCCAAUAACAGCCUGUGGUGCUUUUGGGUGAUGGGUGACAGGGGGAGAUCACUGAAGGGCAGGGGGAGGCACCAACCCAUCACCCCCAGGUUAUCCUCUUCUUGCUCUCCUUUCUUGCACAUCCCAGAGGAGCUGCACUCUUCCUUAACAACCCCCAAACUAUUUUUAAUAAAAGGCUUUUCGGUGUGGCACCAACACACAUGGAGCUUUCAAUUACAUUUUAGCUGUCCCAGUAGGAAGCAGCUCUUUAUUGGGAAAAGUGACUUACGAUAGUGCAGCAUUAUGGGUUUGGUCUUUGCAUUACAGGUAUUCAAGGCCCGGAGAAAAUAAAAACUGCUCAGCACACAUUCCACAGCUGAGCUAAGCCUCGUGCAUGAGGAAGCAUUUCGGAAGAAGUUAAGCGUUUGAAGUAAAACUGUGUAGUCAUCUGGUGGAACAGAGACAAGAAAUUGUUAUUUAUCAAGAUGAAACCGGCAUUUGGAUAAAAUUUUCCGGCGCUGUUAAUAACUUCUGUUGACGAGGGAGUUGCGAGAGCGGCGCUGAGGCAGCCGUCCCCAGAGCUCGGAGGAGUGGGAUUUUUCAUGGGCUGUGAGCAGGGGAAGCGCGUGUCUGCCGUAAUAACUUUCUGGGUGCCUCCGUCAGAACGGCCACCACGAAUUUAUCUUUUUCUGUUCUCUCCCAAAGCUUUGUCAGUUUUGAGUAAUUUGCUGUGAGUAGCAGCUGCUGGAGUGCCACAUGGCCACGUGCGUCUCCGACAUGAACUCCAGCUCCCUGAGCAGUUUUAUCAUAAUGAUUGAGUUUCUUAAGUUGAAUCAAGGAUGUCUCUGGAGUUCCCUACAACGAUGUGAACUUAAGAUAAACAAUGAAUGAUGAAUAGGCCAAUUACUGAAAUCUCUUUUACUGAAAUCUUCGGCUGAGGCAGUAGGUGGCUGGUUGGUAAGAGGAGGCACACGUCCUCUCAUCUGGCAAGUGUUACCAAAAGUUGGAUGGUUUGAAGUUCUGGCCAAUCAGGCACUGGCUAAUGAGCACCUUUCUUUUAUAUGUGAUUUUUCCCUUUCUCUGUUUGCUGCCCGUAACACUGGAAGUGGAGAGGGAGCCUGAGCCACAUGCUGUGAAUGCUUCACCACUGUACAAAUGCCUGCCCUCGGCCCCCACAGUGCAUCCCAGCACAAGGCACAAAAGCAGCAGGAGACAGUCAAGGGCUGUCUGGUGGUCCUGCACAUCUUCUGGGGUUAAGGAAGCCUUUCCUGAGAGACCCACCCAGAUGAGAGGAGCAGCCAUUCCAUAAGUCUACCAGCAGUCUGGUAAAACUUCGUGGGCGCAGCUGCAAAGGGAUACAGACAGCACAGCUGAGGAUGGAGGGAAAAGCACCUCAGGGCAGGGAUGCAGCACUUCAGCCAUGCUGUCAGUCAGCAUUCUGGACAUGCUUGGGGCUGAAGCACCAAAAAGAGCAAAGCAAGAGGCAUUUUCCCUGCUGAGAGAUCUCCCAGUGGCAGACGAGGAGGUGGACACAGCGGGGUCCCUCGGGCCCUCUGGCUCCGUGCUGCUCCUCUGGCUCCAUCCAGGAGCAGGUGUCACCACUGCCAGCAGUGAGAGCUUCAUGGCACCACGUGCCACAGUAAAUGAUAUGAUUUACUUACUACCUAUGGAAUUGACCAAUUAAUUCACUAUCCACAUUAAUAUUAUGGCUCAUUUUUAACUUUACUGUCUCCAUCGUUCCAAUUUAGUGCUGCUCAGAGAUGCUGCCACUGACCUUAAUGGGUUUUUCAUUAUAACAAAGAGCACGAUAUUAAUCACGAGGGGCUUUCAGCUGGAAGUUGCUGCCCAAACCCCACUGCUUUGAGGAGCUACUUUUCAGUGCUUUGAGGACCAAUUUUAUUCCUGCCAGGCUGUUCACCCCAGCUCGCACCAUGUACAAUCCUUUGUGCUGUCCAGGAGGAAUUUCUUGGUAUAACAUUUCCAAGCACAGAGAUUUUAUGCAGCAGUCAAGCUAUGCUGCAGACAUGAUAGAUUUUUCUGGGCAGACGGGAACAAGGAGUAGAAAACUGAAAGGAUACACCAGUCAUAGCCAAUGAGCCUCCUAUUGUCCUGUAUAAAAAUCAAAUGCCUUUUAAUCAUUUCAAAUGUUCUUCUGGGUAUCAAUUAGUCACACAUUAAUAUCAGUAUUGCUUCUCUUCCUCAGUUCACAUCAGAUUAAAUUCUCCCCUGUCAUAUACACUCACUCUCAUUAGCUUCAUGGAAAAUUAGUAAUGGUUCCCUCUCCAUUGGCAUUGAUGGGAGAUUUUAAUCAGACCUGCUUUUUAUACAGAGAACUUCGUUGUCAUCUUAAGGACACUAAGGAGUUUUCCCCCAAAAUUGUUGUGUUUUUAUAAAAAAUACUUUUAUUUUUUCCUCUGAAACCCUAAAGUCUGAGUCAGAGCAAUGGGGAACGGGAGGAAAAACCCCAACAUUUUUCAUGAGUGUCAUCCUGCAGUUUCUGUCCCUCUCUGCAACUCAACUAUCUGUCUCCUUGUCAGGCUCCAGUGACACAGCCACAGGUGUGAGGGGGGGACAGCUGGGGUUGCCCAGGGGGUUUGCUGCUGUAAAACCCCCCACCCAUGGCUGGCUAUUCAUAACACUCUCUGUGGAGAGCAGCAGUGUGGAGGGAUCUCAUCCUGCUCCCUGCCCUCUGUGGGGCCAGGACACUGGGCUGAGCUGGCCCUGGGGCCGCUGUGCACACGUGCCCACGGAUGUGCGUGCAGUGCCUGUGCUCACCCUCACUGCCCCCAGCCCUCCUGGGCAGCAGUGCCCAGUUUUGCAACAUCAGCAGGCCAAGGGCUCCAGCCCAGCCACAGGAUCCCCCACACCCCCACCUGGGUGGUGUGGGUCCCUGGCCUCUCCAUCCCCAGCACUGCCAGUGCUGGAAGGGACCUGUGAUAUUUACUGAGUUUUAUUAACUCCCAGCCCUGGGAGGUUCUCACCUCUUGCAGCUAAUUCAGACACCCGACUCCUGAUGGAGUUACAGUGAUUGCCAUUAAAAAGCUUGACAUUUACCUUACAACAGUAAUAAAAUAAUAAUGCCUAAUUUGGUUUAUGAGUGGUAUUUGCAGUGUUUCCUGCGUCUUGAGUGGGGGAUAUGGUGAAGAUCUGCUGAUCAAUUAUGUCUGCUUAGCAGCACUGCUGUAAUUCUUUCCUGUAAUCAGAACCAUCUUUCAGUAGAGCUGCUCCAAAGUUUUCCUCUGAAACUCUGAAUUUGACAAGAAAAGAAAAUGUUUUUAAAUACUUGAGUUUCCAGUGAAUAACAAAACUUCCGAGAUGGAACUUUCUAGUUGGAAGUUUAGACAGACAAACCUGGUGUCUGCACAGAUUUGCUGCAUUUAGAUUUCCAAAACCUCUCAGAUGUUUUCAAAGGCUGCCUGUGAUUGCUUUCCAUUUAAAAGGUUGUUUUUUUUUCUCCUCCAAAUAACCUCAUGAGCAUGAUCCCCCUUCUGUUAUGUACAUCUUAAAUAUUAAACCCCUCCAGUGUGUUUUACACCUCUGGCAUUGCUGAGAGGCUGUGGGGUGAGGAGCUCCUGCUGGUCUGGGGCCAGGGAGCCCAAACCCCUUUGCAGGGAGCAGAUACACUCCAGGGCACACUCCCAGCACACACAUGUGCACAGUGCUCUCCCCAAGCUAUUCAGCAUCCACACUUCUGUCCUUCCGCAAUUUACCCCAGGUUGCAGGCAGCAACAUCCCAAUGCUCACAAAGCCAGUGCCAGACCUGCUAAAAGCAAUUUCUUUCUCCAUUUCUCAUCCUGAGCAGAACUCGAUGUGGAUUUUCUUUUUUCAGUGCAAUUUUAAUUAGUGCAUGAUGCACUUUGGGUUUUUAUUAGAGUAAGCAGCUUGGAAAAAAAGUCCAUGCCAGCUCUUCUACACCAGGGAGCCUCAUCCUGUUCAGACCAGAAACCUCACGCUGGAUUUCUGAAAGCCUUUCUUAAGAUGGGUUCAUUUCCAUGAAGAAAUGCUACGAUUUCAACAAAUGGAAAUUUUUGAACAUAGAAAAAAGAAGAAAAAAAAAUUAUUCAGGAAAUUCCUGGCUAGGCCGACUUUGGGGUAAGGCUGUGCACAAGGCGGAGAGCUCGGGCCUCACCCCACACACACACUGCACACGUGUGCACCCUGCAUGGCCAUGCACAGCCGUGCACACCCUGCUUAUCUGCACACAUUACACACACACCUGUGUGCACACGUGUCCCCCUGCCAUGCCCGUGUCCCCCUGCCAUGCCUGUGUCCCCCUGCCAUGCAGGGACCCCACUGGCAGCUCCUGGGCUGUUCCCACACACACACGAACAGUGCAGCAAUGUCCCUGUCCCCAAGUUCAUGGGGGACUGGCAGACUAGGCACCUCCAGCCAUUGGCACAUGGGCAAAAGGCUAGGGCAGAAGUGGAGAUCAAACCAGAAGCAUGGCCCUGGACGCGUCUGACAGCCACUGCACGGUGGGGCUUGGCGCAGACGCCUGUCCAGCAGCGUGGGAAUGGCCGGGGCCCUGCGGCCAGCAGCGCUGCGGGAAAGCUGGCUGCCCCUCCGUGGGGGUGGCCGUGGCCCAGCCUUCCCACCGCGUGUGCAGACAGAGCCUCUCUAACUCCACCUCGGAGCGGGCUGGCUCCUCGCACACGGAGGAGACCAUGGGAGAGACGGCUCGGCACAGCCCGGAGGACUGCCACUUUCUAGAUGCAGAGGCAGCCAAGCCACGGAAGAAGAGCUGCCCCCGGUACCAGCUCUGUGGACUGCUCUUCAGCGUGCUGCUCCUGUCUCUUAUUCUGAUAUUUUUUGGUGUCAAAUACCUCCGGAACCCAGCACCCAGAAAAGUUUAUGACAUGGAACACACAUUCUUCAGCAACGGCGAGAAGAAGAAGAUUGUCAUGGAGAUUGACCCACUGUCCAGGACAGAGACCUUCAGCAGCGGGAAUGGCAGUGAGGAGAUCCUGGAGAUCCAUGACUUCAAAAACGGAAUAACCGGCAUCUUCUUUGUGGGACUUCAAAAGUGUUUCAUCAAAACUCAGACUAAAGUCUUACCUGAGACGACAGAGGCCAAGAUCCCUGAGCUUGAGGGACAAGAAAUCACCACCACCUACUUUGAGCAGUCUGUGGUCUGGGUCCCUGGGGAAAAGCCCAUUCAGAACAAGGAAUUCCUGAAGAGCUCCAAAAUUUUUGACAUCUGCAAAAAUGUGACUGUCUUCUGGAUCCACCCCACUCCAAUAGCAGCUCCUGAGCUGGCCAACCUUGAGGGGGCAGAAGAGGAAGACCCUGAGCUGCUGACAGACAACCAGAGCUGGUUGGAUGGGGGGAGCGAGCACGAGCUGGAGAAGGACACGCAGGCGGGGCCCAAGCGUCGGGCACGGCAGCUCACCGAGGAGGACUUGCCCGUCAACGACUACUCGGAGAACGGGCUGGAGUUCCACCCUCUGUGGGAUGAGCGAGGCUACUGCUGCGCCCAGUGCCGCCGUGCCAACCGCUACUGCCGGCGCGUCUGCGAGCCCCUGCUGGGCUACUACCCCUACCCCUACUGCUACCAGGGCGGCAGGGUCAUCUGCCGCAUCAUCAUGCCCUGCAACUGGUGGAUCGCGCGGAUGCUGGGCAGGGUGUAGCGCCGACACCGCCGACAGCUGAGCACCGCCGGCACGGGGAGCCCGCACGCCUCCCGGCCGGGCACCGCCCCGUGCCCCGGCCCUGCACCCCGGCUGCUCCCGCGGCGCCGGGGCAGGCAGCCCCCGAGAGGGUCGUCGCCAGGCUGAGCAGCGAGAGGCAAACAAUAAACGUCUUGUA
Molecule: messenger RNA, 6653 nt
Organism: Prinia subflava (tawny-flanked prinia)
Lineage: Eukaryota; Metazoa; Chordata; Aves; Passeriformes; Cisticolidae
Gene: TNMD
Product: tenomodulin
Exons: 7
Coding region: 5291-6475 (394 amino acids)
Biological process (GO): negative regulation of endothelial cell proliferation; negative regulation of angiogenesis
Source: RefSeq, a predicted model, not a curated record